Molecule: messenger RNA, 435 nt
Organism: Triticum turgidum subsp. durum (durum wheat)
Lineage: Eukaryota; Viridiplantae; Streptophyta; Magnoliopsida; Poales; Poaceae
Source: the annotation of a GenBank genome assembly
AUGGAGUCACAUGCACACCGUGCCAGCCCCGACGAACUAUACCGGUUGCUCCUCGAGCCCGAUUUUGCGUGUCACGCCUUUGCAGGGGAAAAUACCACAAGAAUCAUGUCAAUACAAAGGCAAGUCAUCGAAAAUGAAGUGAAGUGCAACAUCGCAAACUGUCGGAUGGUUACAAUCCCCGCCGUCAUGCAACAUGGUUGGUGCUGCUUCAACUGGGACAUGAUGGCCCACGUGAUAACCAUAAUGGACCCAAUGGCAUACCAGACAGAGGACACAACACGGAAAACUUGUUUUAUGUACGCGGCCGACAAGAUACACGACGCUCUUUUUGAUUGCAUUGAAGAAUUCUUCACCGAGUGGCACUGCAGCAGACAUUCAUGGACGAAGAAGUCACCUCUACUGUCUACCACAACAUUCACAAGGUACGCAUGUUGA